Molecule: messenger RNA, 1389 nt
Organism: Aspergillus pseudoviridinutans
Lineage: Eukaryota; Fungi; Ascomycota; Eurotiomycetes; Eurotiales; Aspergillaceae
Exons: 1
Coding region: 1-1389 (462 amino acids)
Source: RefSeq, a predicted model, not a curated record
AUGGCCAUUCAGUCUCUUCUUUUGUUUGCUUUCAGCUCUGUUGUGCUGGGCUCGGUUUCCAUCGUUGAUCCUAGCGACUACGCCUAUCUGCCCGGAGAUGUCAAAGACAAUGCUAUCAUGGCCGACUACACCACUGAUAACGGAGGCCCCAUGACUUUGAGCUAUAACAUCACCGGUCCUUACUACUAUGCUGACAAGGAUGUGGAACUGGACCACAAGACCUUGACAGUUAAUGCUAAUGAUACGAGUGUGCUUGUUGCCACGAAUGGUGCUCAUGUUAAUCUGUCUCAUGUGGAGGUUAUCAAGGAGGGAUACUGCACCUGGCUCAACCAGGCGAGUUUCUUUGGCGUCAACGCGGCCAUCAACAUUGCAAAUUCAUCCACUGCAUACAUCGAGAACAGCAACAUUACCGUGCACAAUGGUGCGGCCAAUGUUUAUGCCUACGGCACGGGGACAACCGUACAUGUGAGCAACACGGAUCUCUACAGCUCUGGGCCUGUCUCUCACGGUCUCUACGCGGCCGGAAAUGGCACCAUCUACGCGUCGAACGUGCGCCACUACUCUGGCGGCAAUCGCUGCUCCUCCUUUUCUGGCGACACGCCAGCCGGCUACAUCUAUGUCAGCGACUCGGUUGCUCACACGGCGGGUAUUGGCAGUGCCAUCUUCUACGCCCUCGGUGAGAUCCACGCUACCGACGUCGUUGGCCGGGCUGAGCAGGCACCUACGCUCUUCAGCGACGGAGGGCAGAAGGCGGUCUUGAAAAACGUCGACCUGACUGCUGGCUUAUUGGCAGGAACCGUCAUGUUUUCAUCAAUGCAGAGGCUCAGCGGGGCCUCGAUCUCUUUUGAAAAUUCUCGGCUCACAACUCUGAAGAAGGACAUGGCUGCCCUGUGGUUUGGCAACGUCAUUGCCACAGCCACUCUCGUAGCCACGGAGCUGAACCCAGCCUCAGGUAUCCUCGUCAUCGCCAAUUCCUCCCAGGUGACUCAGGCAUUCCGGUACUUUGCCGGCUCGGAGGAGAACUCCUCCAUUCAGCCUGCUGAGGUUACUGUCUCUGUGGCAGAGUCCGCCCUAGAGGGUGACAUCGUCGCAUAUAAUGGCAGCUCAAUCUCUUGGAGCCUCACGGACCACUCCAGUUGGACCGGUUCUGCCUACACUGCGGGUAAAGGAACCGCCACUUUUGCCGUGUCGCUUGAUGAGACCUCCACCUGGACUCUGACUCGGGAUGUCACUGUGCAGAACUUUACUAAUGCCGAUGCAAACAACAAGAACAUCCGUUCCAAGGGCUACAACAUCUACUACAAUGCGUCCGCCACUUCCAACGCGUGGCUCAAGUCCAAGACCGUCAGCCUGCCUGGAGGUGGACAUCUCAAGCCUCGCUCUGACUAG